AUCUCGGUGAACAGCCGCAGCACCCCCUUCCUGGCCAGUGGGGAGAGCGAAAUCUUGGACCUGGACAGUGAGAUGUACCUGGGGGGUCUCCCGGAGAACCGCCUGGAUCUCAUCCUGCCCCCCGAGGUAUGGACGGCCUUCCUCAACUACGGCUACGUGGGCUGCGUGCGGGACCUCUUCAUUGACGGCAAGAGCCGGGACGUCCGGCGCCUGGCAGAGGUGCAGAGCGUGGCCGGCGUCUCCAGCUUUUGCUCCCGGGAGACCCUCAAGCAGUGCAGCAGCUCGCCCUGUCGCAACGGCGGCCUCUGCCGAGAGGGUUGGAACCGCUUCAUCUGCGACUGCGUGGGCACUGGCUACCUGGGACGGCUGUGCGAGAGAGAGGCCACAGUGUUGAGCUACGACGGGAGCAUGUACAUGAAGAUCAUGCUGCCGACGGUCAUGCACACGGAGGCCGAAGACGUGUCUCUCCGCUUCAUGUCCCAGCGCGCCUACGGGUUCAUGAUGGCCACCACUUCCAAAGAGUCGGCCGACACUCUCCGCCUGGAGUUGGAUGGGGGCCAGAUGAAGCUCACGGUCAACCUAGACUGUGUGAGGAUAGGCUGUAACCCUAGUAAAGGCCCCGAGACCCUCUUUGCUGGCCACAAACUCAAUGACAACGAGUGGCACACGGUCCGUGUGGUGCGGCGUGGAAAGAACCUCCAGCUCUCGGUGGACAACGUCACGGUGGAAGCAGGACAGAUGGCGGGGGCCCACACCCGCCUGGAAUUCCACAACAUCGAGACAGGCAUCAUGACGGAGCGCCGGUUCAUCUCGGUGGUGCCUUCCAACUUCAUCGGCCACUUGAGCAGCUUGGUCUUCAACGGGUUGCCCUACAUGGACCUCUGCAAGAACGGGGACAUCAGCUACUGCGAGCUCAACGCCCGCUUCGGCCUGCGCAACAUCAUCGCCGACCCCGUCACCUUCAAGAGCAAAGCCAGCUACCUGGCGCUGGCCACGCUCCAAGCCUACGCCUCGAUGCACCUCUUCUUCCAGUUCAAGACCACGGCCACGGACGGGCUCAUCCUCUUCAACAGCGGCAACGGGAACGACUUCAUCGUGGUGGAGCUCGUCAAGGGGUACAUCCACUACGUUUUUGACCUGGGCAACGGGCCAUCGCUGAUGAAGGGGAACUCCGACAAGCCGGUCAACGAUAAUCAGUGGCACAACGUCAUCGUGUCCCGUGACACCAACAACGUACACACGCUUAAGAUUGACUCCCGCACUGUCACACAGCACUCCAAUGGUGCCCGUAACCUGGAUCUCAAGGGAGAGCUGUACAUCGGGGGCCUGAGCAAAAACAUGUUCAGCAAUUUGCCCAAGCUGGUGGCCUCGCGGGAUGGCUUCCAGGGCUGCUUGGCCUCCGUGGACCUCAACGGCCGACUCCCGGAUCUCAUCGCUGACGCCCUGCACCGGAUCGGGCACGUCGAGAGGGGAUGUGAUGGUCCCAGCACCACCUGCACGGAGGAUUCCUGCGCCAAUCAGGGCGUCUGCCUUCAGCAAUGGGACGGCUACACGUGCGAUUGCACCAUGACCUCGUACGGCGGCCCGGUGUGCAAUGACCCUGGCACGACGUAUAUUUUCGGAAAGGGCGGGGCGCUGAUUACGUACACGUGGCCACCAAACGACCGCCCCAGCACCCGGGCCGACCGCUUGGCCGUGGGCUUCAGCACGCAUCAGAAGAACGCCAUUCUGGUGCGGGUGGACAGUGCCUCUGGGCUCGGAGACUACUUGCAGCUGCAUAUAGACCAGGGGACGGUCGGGGUCAUUUUCAACGUGGGCACAGAUGACAUCACCAUCGAGGAGAGCAACGCCAUGGUGAACGACGGCAAAUACCACGUGGUGCGCUUCACCCGGAGUGGCGGCAACGCGACGCUGCAGGUGGACAACUGGCCCAUCAAUGAACGAUAUCCUGCAGGUCGCCAGUUGACGAUAUUUAACAGCCAGGCCGCCAUCAAGAUCGGAGGCCGGGAUCAAGGCCGACCUUUCCAGGGCCAGAUCUCGGGGCUGUACUACAACGGGCUCAAGGUGCUGUCCCUGGCGGCCGAGAGCGACCCCAACGUGAAGGUGGAGGGGAACCUUCGGCUGGUGGGCGAGGUGCCCUCGGUCAUGACCACAGAGACCACGGCCACCACCCUUCUGGCGGACAUGUCCACCACCAUCAUGGAGACCACCACCACCAUGGCCACGACCACGACGCGGCGUGGCCGUUCUCCCACCAUGCGGGACAGCGUCACACAGAACACAGACGAUCUCCUUGUGGCUUCGGCCGAGUGCCCGAGUGACGACGAAGACCUGGAGGAGUGUGAGCCGAGCACCGUGAACCCAACCGGCCCCGGGGAGCGGGGCCCCCCUGGAGCCGUGGAGGUCAUCCGGGAGUCCAGCAGCACGACCGGCAUGGUGGUGGGAAUCGUGGCCGCCGCAGCCCUCUGUAUCCUCAUCCUGCUGUACGCCAUGUACAAAUACCGUAACCGGGACGAAGGCUCCUACCAGGUGGACCAAAGCCGGAAUUACAUCAGUAACUCGGCGCAAAGCAAUGGCACGGUGGUCAAGGAGAAGCCGGCCGCCGCGGCCAAAACGCCCAGCAAGAGCAAGAAAAACAAAGACAAGGAAUAUUAUGUCUGAGCCCCCCCUCUCUCUCCCUCCCCCCUCGGCCGCCCCCCUCUCCGCCCGCCCCCCCGUCCCUGCGUGGAAACGAGAGAUCGACACCCGGCCGACCCACACAGAGAAAACACACACCCCUCUGACUUUCUGGAGAGGGGAGGACACCCAAAGGCGCAUCCUUUCCUUUCCGGCCGGGGAGACCCUAAGGGGGCGUCCUCCGUCCCCCCCACGUCCGUUUGCUUGUUCCUGUUUUACUUUUCAGCCUUUCCCUGGCAAAAAGUGGGUGGAGGGGAUUGGGAAGCACAGGGUAUAUAUAUAUGGAUAUGGAUAUAAAUAUAUAUGGUGUGUGUGCUUUCCUUUCUUUUUUUCUCA
Messenger RNA from Pogona vitticeps (central bearded dragon), 3012 nucleotides. The record is from RefSeq and is a predicted model, not a curated record. Lineage: Eukaryota; Metazoa; Chordata; Lepidosauria; Squamata; Agamidae.